AUUCUUCACUCGCGAAUCGAACGACUCAUGCACGCUGCUCGAACCCUCCUCCGAUGCGCCCCGUUUGCCACUACCGCGGGCGCCCGACGUCCCAUUGGUGUAAGAUGUGUUGCGAUGGUGCGCCGCGCGAAUCCCCAGGACGGGGAUGACACAUCUGACGCGUCCGUCGACCUUUUGCGCACUGCCACCUCGAGCAAAGAAGUCGACCUGUGGCGCACCGUGUUUGGCGCCAAGUCUUCGUCUGCGUCGAUGGAUGAGGACUCAGUCGUAGAAGACGAUGUAUGUACCACCAACUUUGCCUACGAGGUCGUUGCCAAAGUUGACGAUAUCGCUGAAGAAACCGAAGUUGACCUGUGGAGCAACGUGUUUGGGGCAAAGAAACCCAAGGCUUCGGUACAUGACUCGAGUGUAUCCGACACAGAGAACGAUGUGUCAGGGGAAGAGGACCCCGUGGACUUGUGGGGCACCGUGUUUGGCGCGACCCCACCUGAUUGCUUUCGAGAGGAUCCCCCCGUCGAGUCUGCCGCUUCGUCCCCAAGUCUACCUCCGCUCAAAGAUCAUGCCGACGUAUGGACGUCAGUCUUUGGCAAGCGCGACGUCUAGCACGACGUCGCGAUCUACUUUCGAUAACGUGUUUUUCUAUUUAACA
Molecule: messenger RNA, 649 nt
Organism: Aphanomyces astaci
Lineage: Eukaryota; Oomycota; Saprolegniomycetes; Saprolegniales; Verrucalvaceae
Exons: 1
Coding region: 28-603 (191 amino acids)
Source: RefSeq, a predicted model, not a curated record